Molecule: messenger RNA, 918 nt
Organism: Nanorana parkeri
Lineage: Eukaryota; Metazoa; Chordata; Amphibia; Anura; Dicroglossidae
Gene: LRRC46
Product: leucine rich repeat containing 46
Exons: 10
Coding region: 1-918 (305 amino acids)
Molecular function (GO): protein binding
Source: RefSeq, a predicted model, not a curated record
AUGGCUGAAGAGAAGAAUGGUCAGGAGCUGGAACCCAUACUGGCUGCCAUACUGAGGAGAAAUGUGAACCUUUCUGUGAGUGGAGCUACACAGGAGGCCGUGUCUUCAGCAUUAAACCGUCUACAGAUAGUGAGACUGGACAGAGAAGGCAUCACAAAACUGAGUAAUCUGGAGGCUAUAAGCAGUGCACACAGCCUGUACCUCCAAGAGAAUCAAAUAAAGAAAAUCGAAAAUGUAGAAGUUCUGAAGAAUCUGCAGUUCCUUAGUCUUUCAGGGAACAGAAUUGAGAACAUUUCAAAUCUCCACUGCUUGCGAAAUCUGCAGUUCUUGGACCUAUCUAAUAAUUUAAUUCAGAAACUGAACCCUGGAGAAUUACCCCAGAAUCUCCUUAUCUUAGAUGUGUCUGGAAAUCCAUGUACGAAGACAAACGGCUACAGGCAGCAAGUACUGCAGGUCCUGCCGCACUUGCAAGUACUAGACGGAGUGACUGUGAGAGUCUCAGGCGACCAGAAGAAGUCUGACACUGAAUGUGAAAAAGAAGACAGUGACAGCGAUGACAGCAGCCUAUUGUCUGAAGAAUCAGGUUUCCGUCCAGACAGUCUCUCAUCUGUGGCACAGGACAUGCUGCAAAGAUCUCUUCAGAGGAGGGAGAGAGCACUGAAAGAACACGAGGAUCGUCUGGGAGAACUGAAUGGGAAUGGAGACGGCCAAUCCUUGCUUUCAUCCCAGGAUGAGGUCUGCCGUGCUGAACUGCCUGGAAUCUCUCAUCAGAAUAUAGACUCGCAGGAUAAAGCCUCUUCUCAAACCAAGAAGCAUAACACUAAUAAAUCUGACAAGGAGCGUCAGGCUGCCUCGUUACUUGGAAAGAAUACCAGAGAUCUCUAUAGGGCUGGCAAAGCUAACACCGCCAUUAUCUAA